This is a messenger RNA of Cicer arietinum (chickpea), 1382 nucleotides long. RefSeq names its product cinnamoyl-CoA reductase CAD2. Lineage: Eukaryota; Viridiplantae; Streptophyta; Magnoliopsida; Fabales; Fabaceae. The record is from RefSeq and is a predicted model, not a curated record. Gene Ontology annotation, molecular function: oxidoreductase activity, acting on the CH-OH group of donors, NAD or NADP as acceptor.
UUUCCAUGUAAUGCUCUAAGUUUUUAUUAUUUAAAUAAACAAAGACUUGUUUAUAUGAAUCCUGUACUAUUACUGUUGUAGAACAGUACUAACAAACAAUCCUGUAUUAUUUUUUGGUAAGAAAGAGAAAGAGAAUGAAGAGUGGCGAAGGAAAGGUGGUGUGUGUGACUGGUGCUUCAGGUUAUAUUGCUUCAUGGGUUGUCAAGUUUCUCCUCCAACGUGGUUACACUGUUAGAGCCACUGUUCGUGACCCAAGUAAUCCCAAAAAGGUUGACCACUUGCUUAAACUUGAUGGAGCAAAGGAAAGGUUGCAACUGUUUAAGGCAGAUCUACUAGAAGAAGGUUCCUUUGAUUCUGUUAUUCAAGGCUGUCAUGGUGUCUUUCACACUGCUUCAGCUGUUCUUUUUGUUUUCGACGACCCUCAGACACAGUUAAUUGAUCCUGCAGUGAAGGGAACUCUUAAUGUUGUUAAGUCAUGUGCAAAAUCACCAUCUGUCAAAAGGGUUGUUGUAACUUCUUCUAUUGCCACAGCUUUAUAUAAUGGAGCACCUCGAACUCCAGAAGUUGUAGUUGAUGAGACAUGGUUUUCAAAUUCAGAUUUCUUAUGGGAACAAAAGAUGUGGUAUCAAUAUGCAAAGACUUCAGCUGAGGAAGUUGCCACCAAAUUUCUAACAGAAAACAACAUUGACUACGUUGUUAUGAAUCCAGCAGUGACAAUAGGGCCUCUCUUGCAGCCAGAGCUUAAUGGAAGUUCCAAUUUAGUUCUUAACUUACUAAAUGGCUCAGAAACAUUUAUGAAUGCUGCUUUUGGAUGGGUGAAUGUGAAGGAUGUUGCAAAUGCUCAUAUUGAAGCAUAUGAGGAUGGUUCAGCUAGUGGAAGAUAUUGUUUGUGUGAAAGAGUGAUACACUUUUCUGAACUUACAAACAUUUUGCGUCGUAUGUACCCAACACUACAAAUUCCAGACAAGUGUGCAGACGAUAAGCCUUAUAUGCAAACAUUCCAAGUCUCUAAAGAAAAGGCCAAGACAUUAGGAAUUGAAUUUAUUCCCUUGGAAGAGAGCCUCAAAGAAAUAGUAGAAAGUUUCAAAGAAAAGAAGUUUGUUAGCUUAUAGUUUCUGAUAUUUCAUCGAGGAAUAUUGGUUGUAACUUUGGUUUCAGAAAUUCUGCUUAAGGAUGAGAGUUAUUUAUUGAUGUGAAAUAAGGCUUGUUACUGUGUCAAAACAAGCUGGUUCAAAUUUGCUAUUUACUCAUGACUGUGCUUUGCAAUCACAAUUCUAUGAUAGAGUUGAAUUAAUGAAAUUAUAAAUGCGUGUCUGCAAAAAAUUGUGUACUUCCAGUCUUUUAAUUCGUGUAAUAGAGCCAUAAUGACAAUAAAAUUAUAA